Molecule: messenger RNA, 1222 nt
Organism: Diprion similis
Lineage: Eukaryota; Metazoa; Arthropoda; Insecta; Hymenoptera; Diprionidae
Gene: Pcmt
Product: protein-L-isoaspartate(D-aspartate) O-methyltransferase
Exons: 5
Coding region: 171-863 (230 amino acids)
Biological process (GO): protein modification process
Cellular component (GO): cytoplasm
Molecular function (GO): protein-L-isoaspartate (D-aspartate) O-methyltransferase activity
Source: RefSeq, a predicted model, not a curated record
GUCACGUAUUGCAUAGAUCAAGGAGCGUUUCCCAACGACAACAUAAAACGUCAAGCUUGUGGGGUGAAGAAUGAUUUGCCGCGAGUACUAGAUGCAAUGCGGCGCACUGUUUUCAAAUUAAACCGCUUCGACUUUUACUUUUAUUCACGCUCUUUUAUCCUCCCGCGAAAAUGUCUUGGUUCGGUCGAUUUCACGGAAAGAACAACCACGAACUGGUUCAAUAUCUGAAAGACUCGAAGAUAAUAAAAGCCGAACGAGUCGUCAGGGCUAUGCAGUCCGUCGAUAGAGGAAAUUACACGAAUAUUGGACAAGCCUACAUUGACGCGCCCCAAGGGAUAGGCUAUGGAGUGACGAUCAGCGCACCCCACAUGCAUGGCUAUGCACUGCAACUUCUGGAAGAUAAACUCCAAGAGGGUGGAAAGGCUCUGGACGUUGGUUCAGGCUCAGGGUACCUGACCGCAUGCUUUGCUAUGAUGCUGGGUCCUGAAGGAGUCGCGAUUGGCAUUGAGCAUAUACCGGAAUUAAAGGAGGCAGCUGUGAAAAAUAUCACAAAAGAUAAUCCCGAGCUACUAAGUAGCGGGCGAGUUCAGCUAGUGGUCGGCGACGGCAGGCUAGGCUGGCCCGAGGGUGGACCUUAUCAUGCCAUACAUGUUGGCGCAGCUGCGAAGGAAACGCCUCAAGCUUUGAUAGAUCAGUUGGCUCCUGGAGGUCGCUUGCUUGUGCCAGUGGGUGCAGAAAACUCGGAUCAGACUCUGGUUCAGUUUGACAAGUCCCAUGACGGUAAAAUACGACGUAAAUCGUUAAUGGGGGUCGUCUACGUUCCAUUGACGGACAGAGAACGGCAAAAGCGGUCAUGGAAGUGAUGUUAUGUUCAAUGAAUCCGUCGUUGGAGUGUUUUUUUUAAAUUUCAAUCGUUUAAUCGUUAAUUGUGCUAUUAAAUCGGAUUUAUUUAUUUUUACCGGAAAUUUGUGUUGUAUAAUUUAUCUUUACCUAUACCUUUACCUAUGAUAUUUGAAUGGUGUCAUCGAGACCUGAAAUUAUCAAUUAAUUUGAAAUUACUCUGCCUAUGAAAAUUUUGUACAUAUUUGUCUUAGAGGGCCAGCUGCAGUUUUACCUUUUCAAAUUCCCUUACACAGUAUUUAUCAAUCAGUAAAAUGUAGUAAAUACAUAGUAUACAAUUUUUUAUGCACCUUAUAAGUCGAAUAAAGUGUAGUCUUAUGUU